Mugil cephalus (flathead mullet) is the source of this 5652-nucleotide messenger RNA. It is a transcript of the gene strn4, whose product is annotated as striatin, calmodulin binding protein 4. The record is from RefSeq and is a predicted model, not a curated record. Bases 214 to 2544 code for a protein of 776 amino acids. Lineage: Eukaryota; Metazoa; Chordata; Actinopteri; Mugiliformes; Mugilidae. The transcript is spliced from 18 exons. Gene Ontology annotation, molecular function: calmodulin binding; protein-containing complex binding; armadillo repeat domain binding. Gene Ontology annotation, cellular component: dendrite.
AUGUUGAAGGUGUGAAAGCGGAAGUGUAGUAUUGACCAGCUGAAUAGCAAUUUUGUUCUGCGCGUGAGAGAAAAGGAAGAAAGGAGGAUAGCUUUUAUAGCGGAGUGCUACUGGGUCGGUAAAGGGUACGGGGUACUUUUUUUUAUUAUUUUUUUGUUCGUACAUUCUGCCCGUUUCCACCCCAUUAUCCUGGCGAAAGGUUGAACGGUUAAAAUGGAGGCGGACAGAUCCGGCGGAGGACCAAACCCGAACUCCGGAGGCGGCGGUGGCGGCGGCGGCGGCGGCAGCGGAGUGGGGCGCAACCCAAACGGGCCCAAAGCAGCACCGGGCCAGGCGACAUCAGCUGCGAUGACCGGGGCGAUGGCAGCGGCGGCGGCAGCGGCAGCCGGGGCCGUCCCCGGAUCGUUGCAGUCUCGGGAGCAGCAGGACGGGGACGCGAGUAUGACGCUUCCUGGGAUCCUGCACUUCAUCCAGUACGAGUGGGGACGAUUCCAGGCCGAGAAAUACCGCUGGGAGGCUGAGAGAGACGAACUCAGGGCUCAGGUGGCGUUCCUACAGGGCGAGAGGAAAGGGCAGGAGAACAUGAAACAGGACCUGGUGAGGCGGAUCAAAAUGCUGGAGUACGCUCUCAAACAAGAGAGAGCCAAGCACCAGAAGUUGAAGACAGGAAACGACCAGAGUCCUGGAGACAAGAAACCAGAGCUGGAGGCAGAGCAACUUCCCAAUGGGCCGGCUGAGUCAGACUCUGAGCCAGCCAAUCAGAUGUCCUGGAAGGAGGGACGCCAGCUACUACGCAAAUACCUCGAAGAGGUGGGUUAUUCAGACACUAUCCUGGACAUGCGGUCUAAGCGUGUGCGUUCUCUGCUCGGGCGGAGCAGCCCCGAGGCUAACGGACCCCCAGCCAUUGAAAGCUGUCCAGAGCCUGGGCCGCGAGCAGGUGGAGAGUCCUUGCUGGUCAGACAAAUAGAGGAACAAAUUAAAAGGAACGCGGGUAAGGAAAGCUCGAAGGAACGUGUGGGUGGCUCAGUGCUGGACAAGAUCCCCUUCCUGCACGGCUGUGAGGACGAUGAUGAAGACGACAGCGACGAGGAAGAUGACUUCCAAGGCAUGGCCACUGACUGCAUCGAUGGUCCGCGCAAGAACAAAAAGUCUCGAGUAAAGAUGGGCUCCGAGCCUAUGACCACGGAUCUGGACCCCGAGGAUGAGGAGGACGAAGACGACUCUGAAGAUGCCCUCAGUGAAUUUGACUUCCUGGGCUCGGGGGAGGAUGGGGAGGGGGCGGGAGAGGCCCGGAUCUCGGGGGACGGACGGGAGUUAGAGAACCGCAGGAACAAGUUACAAGGCAUGAUGUCGGACUUCCCCCCUAAACCUGCCCCGCCCCCCUCCGUAUCAGGACAGGCUCGCUCCGGGGAAGGUGGUGCCCUGGGUUUCUCGUCUGAUGUCUUCAUUAUGGAUGCGGUCGGAGGAGGGGACAUGAACCUGGGUGAACUUGCGGAUCUCACCGUUGCCAACGACAACGAUCUCUCCAUGGAUAUGCAGGACAACAGAGAGGAGUUCAAGAAGACAUGGAACCCUCGUUUCACACUACGCAGCCACUUCGACGCCAUCCGCGCUUUGACCUUUCACCCCAACCAAGCAGUGCUGCUCACAGCCUCCGAGGAUGGCACACUAAAACUGUGGAACCUCAACAAGGCAAUGCACUCUAAGAAGAACGCAGCUUUGGAUGUUGAGCCCAUCUACACAUUUAGAGCACACAGUGGAGCUGUUCUGUCUCUGACUAUGGGCGAGGAUGGAGAAUCCUGCUACAGUGGAGGUCUGGAUGGGACCGUCAGGUGUUGGAAGAUGCCAGACCUCAAUGUGGAUCCGUAUGAUAACUAUGAUCCGGGCAUUGAGAGCAGCGUACUAGCAGGCCACGAGGACAGCGUCUGGGGUUUGACUUACUCUUCAGCUCACCAUCGCCUCGCCUCAUGCUCAGCUGAUGGCACCAUUCGCAUCUGGGACCCUCAGAACUCAUCUCCCUGCUUGUCUGUCUUCAAUAAGGAGAGAGAGCAUGGAACGCCCACCUCGGUGGCAUUUGUGGCCACUGACCCCAACCAGGUGGUGGCGUCAUUUGACGGCGGCGAGACGCUGCUCUAUGACCUCAACACAGAGCAGAGUGUCACUGCGCUGGAGACGCAGACCAAAGAUGGCAGCGAGCUGAUCAACCGCGUUGUCAGUCACCCGUCUGAGUCCAUCUCCGUCACUGCACACGAGAAUCGCACCAUCCGCUUCCUAGACAACAAGACAGGGAAAGUCGUCCACUCAAUGGUGGCUCACUUAGAUGCUGUCACCUGUCUCACUACAGAUCCUAAAGGCACUUACCUCAUCUCUGGCAGCCAUGACUGCUCAGUGCGCCUGUGGAUGCUGGACAACAGGACGUGCGUGCAGGAGAUCACUGCCCACAGGAAGAAGCAUGACGAGGCCAUUCAUGACGUGGCCUUCCACUCUUCCCAGCCCUUCAUUGCCAGCGCAGGCGCAGACGCACUUGCCAAGAUCUUUGUCUGACAGCACUGUCGUCAUUCUGAGACCUACAAACACAACUGGGCCUAAACAGACUGAAGUACAGUGGACACAUUUUACCCGCUCCCACACACAAACUACGCGCACACUCGUCCUGCACCACCCACUGGCUGGGCCAUCGCCACAGGACGUAACCCCCCCCCCCCCCUCCCACACACACACACACACACACACACACACACACACACACCCACUCAACUCCUCACCGUUCUCCGAUGCCUCAGUGACUUCUUGUAAUACUAAUCACAUCUUGUAAUGCUUUUUUAUAACUUUAAAAUCCUGGCUGCUCUGUUUUCAAGUAAUCAUGUUUGGAGUAACACUUUUUCUACACUACAAUAUUCCUUUCUGCUUCUUUUUGUUUUUCCCCUCUCUCUCUCUCUCCCAGACGGUUACUACAAAGCACCGCUUGUGUGUUUUCGUGCGCUUGAAACAACAAAGAAACUCUCACACUGCACACGAUGCACUAACGCACCAUCACAUUUCAUUUUAUAUUUAGAGCUUGUUUUGUAAAUCUUUAUUUUAUAUAUUUGAGAGUUUGCUUGUGGCUAACACACGUGUGUAGGAAUCACCUGAAAAAGCCCCAGUGUUGGCAGAAAACAUCAGACCCAACCUCUGCACUGGGAAUCAAUGUAUUACAUUCCAAAGACUCCAGGUAGAGAGUGUGUGUGUGUGUGUGUGUGUGUGUGUAGGGUGUUGUAUUUGGCGCUCAAGAAUGUUUAGUUGUGUGUGUGCGCGCGUGCGUGUGAUGUGAGGAGACUCCACUAGACGGUGACUAACCAGUGUUGAACAAAUAGCUUUAAUUUGACCUUUGUCUGAACGACACCUCGUCGCAUAGUGUGAUCGAGUACCAUAGCGUCCCCAUGAUUCUGCCUCUGCUUGUGUGUGUCUGUGUGUUAGACUAAAUGUCACUUUGCCGUACAAGAUAAAUAAUUUCCACAAUCAUGAUCACUUUCUACAGACUGACGCCCUCACAACGAGUUACCGAGCUACAGAUAGACAUCGUGACGGUCCGCAGGCUGUAGGGCUUCGAGGCCGAUCUGUGCGCUCUCCUCAAAUGGCACAGAUUGUGCCAUUUGGUGCUUUUUACUGUACAGAAGAGUUUGUUUGUGCGUGUGUGGGUGUGUUUGUACAUGCGCUAGUUAAAUCACGGUGCUACGGAAGACCUCGUCAGUCUCGAGUCAGAAUCAGGGACCUGUUAUGUUUUUUUUGUGUGUGUUUGCGCGCAUGAGACAGAGAGGCUGCUUCUCACUCAUCGGGCUAUAGACAUAUUCAUCACCUUUUUAAAUGACAUUCAUUCGUUCGUUGGAUCAUCUGUCAUAAACGUGGUCACAUUUCAGAAUCAGCAGUCGCUGUUUGCGUUUUUUUUAAUCGGAGCACUGCGAAUGACGUCGGUUGUUUCAGCCUGGAGGGGCGUGCAGAGCUGAAAAUGAUAGAACUAAAGUGAGAACCCCCUCCCAGACAGAAACGUAUUUCCUCGGAUGAGAGAUCAUCUUCUUUUGGUGCCAGUUUGUGGGAGGCAGCUUGUUGUUAUUUAUUCCAGCUUUCUAAAAUACAAAAAAGUAAAAAGAAAAGAAAAGAAAGAGAAGCUUGACCUUCACUUGCGCAUAGAGGUCCCUCCUCUUCAUCAGUUGCACAAGUAGCACAUUAGCCAGGGAGCUAAUGGUGUGAAAGCUGGUCUCUGCUUUCUGAAAAGAAGUGCUGGGUAAGGGGUGAAAAGGAAAAACAAAGUCAAUUUUAAAGUCAGCCAUAAAAAGAAAGUAUUGACUUAUCAUGCGUGGGUGUCAGUUGAUAUCCCCGUCUUGCCGAUCUGUUACGGCGCUGCUAUUUUGGGCCGAGAACAUUUGGGUGGAGACCUUGGUCCUUCUGAGACGCACGUUUGUGCUCUGCCUUCCCACCGAUAACUACAGGACAGGUGUUAGUUUGAUGUGAGUAAACGUCGCCCUUUAAUGGUCAGAUAACUUUAUCCUGUUACCCUGAGAAGAAAAAAGAAAAACAGGGCAACCUCAACCUCUUCAAGACUACAGGGUCACACUAGGAGUCAGAUCGAAGUGUUGAAAGUAGCCUAAACACUCCUUUUACAAAUCACCGGGGACACUAGCGUUCACAAUUCAUCUCCACGUAUGUUUAUUUUUUUUUUUUUCCAAACAGUGGUGGUGUGUGUCCAAUGAGGACGUCACACUGCUGUUGCUAUGUGCCACUACAUUAUCGUACUGCUGCUGGGCGUAACGUCCUGUUAUCACAGUUUAACUACUAUUUGGCUCCAUGUUGCACUACAUCUAAAGAGGCUUAUGGAGCGGACAAACAGGGUGCAGAAAAUAAUGUUCCGCAGGUAUUUCUUAUACAAUCUGAGGCGAAUUCUACGAGGGUAGAACCUGCUGUGGCUCACAGUUAUUUGACCGUGAGAUUUACUGAUACCUUUUCUUUCUAGCUCUGAGCUACCUUGUCCCCACCUCUCUCUGAGAAUAAAGACAAAUCAGUAUGACACAUCAAGUAAAAUAAGAAAAAAGAAAAAAGAUCUAAACAGAGGUUGUAAAUGAUGACUAGAGUUGCCAUUGUGUGCUGUAAAUGUCCAUCAUUUCCUUGAUUUCAUUUUUGCAUUUCUUUCAUGAUUAUUAAGAUGUAAGAAUACUGUAGUAUCAUAAGUGAAUCAUUCUUCCUUGCUAGGCAUAGAACUUGCUUGUGAUUGAUAAUGGCAAUGUAAAACUUGUUUAAAAAAAAAAAAAACAAAAAAAAAGAUUAAAAACAUGAAAAAUUAAGAAAAUAAGACAUAAAAAGAUCUGUUACGAGUCAGAGGCCAAGGUAAAGGACUCUCGUUUCUUUGUGUUUUUAUUUUUUUAUUAGCAAUUUAUCACUGUGUGAUAUUUUGUACAUCAUAUUAAGCUGUAUUCAAACGAUUUCCUCCAACUACAAGGGAUAAGAGACCUGCUUUUUAUUCAUUUUGUUUUAGUAUAUAUUUUUGAACUGCAUUCUAGCUUGUAUCAAAUUAAUUUCUUCUUUUUUUUUGUUUGGUUCUUUAUUUUGUUUGUUUACGGGUCCCCUGUUGUAUGUCAUUAAGGAAGAAAAGACAAAAAAAUGAACAUUUUGUACAGUGAA